Molecule: messenger RNA, 825 nt
Organism: Vespa velutina
Lineage: Eukaryota; Metazoa; Arthropoda; Insecta; Hymenoptera; Vespidae
Product: molybdopterin synthase catalytic subunit-like
Exons: 3
Coding region: 47-526 (159 amino acids)
Biological process (GO): Mo-molybdopterin cofactor biosynthetic process
Cellular component (GO): cytosol
Molecular function (GO): molybdopterin synthase activity
Source: RefSeq, a predicted model, not a curated record
AAAUUUAAACAACUAGUAGGUUUGUAAGAAACUGCCUUAUACUAUAAUGGACGCAAAUCCUGAACAGGUUAACAUGGGUACUGGAAAAGAUUUUGUUAGGUUAGAACAGAAAGUAUUAAAUGUUGGAGAAAUAGUUAAUUUAAUAGUUUCGCCUAAAUGUGGUGCAAUAUCUACUUUCAUAGGAACUACGCGUGAUAAUUUUGAAAAUAAAAAGGUUAUAAAACUAGAGUAUGAAGCUUAUGAACCUAUGGCAUUAAAAGAAAUGAAUAAUAUAUGUGCUAAAAUACGUUCACAAUGGAAUAUAGAGCAUAUCGCUAUAUAUCAUCGUCUUGGCGAAGUACCAGUGACUGAAGCUAGUGUGGUUAUAGCAGUUUCUUCUCCUCAUAGACAAGAAUCGCUUAGAGCUGUAGAAUAUGCUAUUAAUACAUUGAAAGCCUCAGUUCCUAUAUGGAAGAAAGAGAUAUAUGAUAUUGAAGAGCCUAAAUGGAAGGAAAAUAAAGAAUGUAUCUGGUCUAAUAGUAAAUAAUUCUUUAAUGUUAUUUAAUUUUUAUAUAUUUUAACAUGUGUAAAAUAUUUCAUUAUAAAAUAUGCUUCCAAAAUACAAUUUAUGGGAACUUUUUGUUGUUAUGAUGAAAUGGGAAUGUAGAUAGUAAUAUAAUUUUCCUAAUAUUCAUAUUUUGUAUUUGGCAUAAUAAGCUAAUGUUAAGGGGCAUGAAGUAUUAAUUUUCAUAAAUAUUUACAAUGUUUUGUUAAAUAUUAUUGUUUCUCUUUUAAUAAAUAUUUUAUUAGAAAGUUAGUGUAUAUUUUUUGUAAUUAUAGUGACAA